CGGGCCCUGGCGGGGAAGCAGAGGCCCAGAGGCAGGAGGGAGCGGUGGGCCAAUGGCUAUAGUGAAGAGAAGCCUUUGUGUGUGCCCCGAGAUGCCCCUUUCCAGCUGGAGACCUGCCCCCUCACGGCUGUGGAUGCCCUUGAGGCCUACUACUACGUGCUGGGCCCAGCCAGGGAGACCAACAUCGCCGUGUUCUGGUGUCUGGUCACCAUCGCCUUCUCCAUCAAGGUGUUCCUGACGGUGACCCGGCUGUACUUCAGUGCCGAGGACGGGGGUGAGCGCUCUGUCUGCCUCACCUUCGCCUUCCUCUUCCUGCUCCUGGCCAUGCUGGUGCAGGUGGUGCCUGAAGAGAUCCUUGAGCUGGGCCUGGAGCCAGGCCUGGCCAGUAUGACCCAGAACUUGGAGCCAAUUCUGAAGACACAGGGCUGGGACUGGGCGUUUCCUCUGGCCAAGCUGGCCAUCCGUGUGGGGCUAGCAGUCCUGGGCUCCAUGCUGGGUGCCUUCCUCACCUUCCCAGGCCUGCGGCUGGCCCAGACCCACCGGGAUGCACUGACCAUGUCAGAAGACCAGCCCAUGCUGCAGUUCCUCCUGCACACCAGCUUCCUGUCCCCCCUAUUCAUCCUGUGGCUCUGGACCCGGCCCAUUGCACGGGACUUCCUGCACCAGUUGCCCUUUGGGGAGGCACACUUCUCCUUGCUGUCGGACUCAGCCUUCAAUUCCCUGCGCCUCUGGGUGCUAGUGGCACUGUGCCUACUACGGCUGUCAUUGACCCGGCCCCACCUGCAGGCCUACCUGUGCUUGGCUAAGUCCCGCGUGGAGCAGCUGCGGCGGGAGGCUGGCUGCAUUGAGGCCCGAGAGAUCCAGCAGCGGGUGGUACGGGUCUACUGCUAUGUGACGGUGGUAAGCCUGCAGUACCUGACGCCGCUCAUCCUCACCCUCAAUUGCACACUGCUGCUCAAAACACUUGGUGGCUACUCCUGGGGCCUGGGGCCUGCCCUCUCACUAUCUCCAGUGCUGGCAGCAGCCCGCCAUGGCCCGGUGGGCCCCAAGGAGGACGAGGCCCAGCAGGCAGCGGCCCGGAUCACUGGGGCCCUGGGCGGCCUGCUUACUCCCCUCUUCCUCCGCGGUGUCCUGGCCUUUCUCAUCUGGUGGACUGCCGCCUGCCAGCUGCUCUCCAGCCUCUUCGGCCUCUACUUCUACCAGCAUCUGGCAGGCUCCUAGCCACCUGCAGACACUCCUGGGGCCCCAUGGGGGCCCCAUGGCUGCCCCUUCUGUGUGUGCCUCACUGUCCCCAGGUGCAAGUAGGCCUGGGAAUCUCCACUGUGCCCAAUCCUUUACUGCAGUCCUAUGAAGGCCCCUUGGACCCUGAGCUUCUGUGUUGAAACUGACUCCUGGGGCCAGUGGCAGGGGGCCCUACAGCCUUUGUUCCUGGAUUGCGUGUGUACAUUCAGGUUUGACAGCAGAGUAAGGGGCCACCCUUCUGAAUAAUGGCUUUGUACAAAAAGGAAACAGAAGGGAGAUGGGGGUAGCUAUGGCUCUGGGCUGGGCCACAGUGGCUACUGCCCUCAGCCACAGGUGCAUGGGGACUGCUUUCCUGUAAAGGUCACGUGCAGGCAAAUGUGCACAUUGUUCAGGCCAUGGGGACCCAGGAGGAGGAGGACGAGGAGCCCUCUGACUCCAGAAUUUUUCUGUCACUGGCUACAUAGUGGGAACCCAGUGUGUGUGCACGUAUAUACAGCAACAAACACAUGGCAGAAAAGCCAAAAUUGAACUAAGUAAAUUAUAAAGAUCUUAAUUGGCUUUAUUCAACAACUUA
Molecule: messenger RNA, 1816 nt
Organism: Pteropus alecto (black flying fox)
Lineage: Eukaryota; Metazoa; Chordata; Mammalia; Chiroptera; Pteropodidae
Gene: TMEM161A
Product: transmembrane protein 161A
Exons: 10
Source: RefSeq, a predicted model, not a curated record